Molecule: messenger RNA, 660 nt
Organism: Corticium candelabrum
Lineage: Eukaryota; Metazoa; Porifera; Homoscleromorpha; Homosclerophorida; Plakinidae
Exons: 3
Coding region: 1-660 (219 amino acids)
Biological process (GO): DNA integration
Molecular function (GO): nucleic acid binding
Source: RefSeq, a predicted model, not a curated record
AUGAGGAUGGGACUAAUGCAAUAUCAAUACAAUAUACAGCAUUUGCCAGAAAAAGAUUACUUCUCACAUUAUAUCGAAUUGGGAGUACUGCAAAACAUAACAUCAAGAGAAGUGAUCGGGCACCUAAAAGAAAUAUUCUCUAGACACAAAAUACCCAACGUUGUGUCAGUGAAAUCUGAUAAUGACAAUACUUCAGAAAAGUUCAAGCAAUUUGCUAGAGACUAUGGAUUUAGUCAUGUGACAUCAAGCCCUAAAUUACCUCAGUCUAAUGGGGAGGAAGAGUGCACAGUCCAGAUAGUCAAGAACAUUCUAAUGAAAUAUUACAAACAACGAGAACAACAGAAAGAGAAUUACAACAGGAGACAAGCAGCAAGACUAUUACCAAAAUUACAGAAAGGAGAGACGGUGUGGGUAAGAGACAAACGAAUGUGGGAAAUGUAUCGUCUAAAGUAUCACCAAGAUCUUAACGUGGUGGCUACCCAAGAAGGAAACUUCCAAAGAAACCGACGCCACUUGAAUCUGGAAAAGGAAAGCACAGAAACCCCGAACAACGGAGAUACGGAUAAGCCAAUGAAGACAACACCAAUCAGGAAGAGGAAAGUAGAAUGGACUAAGAAGACAGAAGGAACCAAGACGACAGAAUUUCACGUGCACGUAUAG